AUGGCGCCACAGUCGACCUUCAACGCGAUAGUGGGCACCUCGGUAGCGUUCUCGUUAAUCGCCUGUGCGUCUGUGGGUUUAAGGUUAUACGCCCGAGUUCGUAUCAUCAAAUUGGCGAGGCACGACGAUGCUGUGCUUAUUCUCGCAUUGAUGGGCAUGUUAGCAUACACCGUGUUUGUUUGCGCACAAUUACCAUACGGCUUGGGUGUUCCAAUACAAGAAGUGCCGCUCGAAGACCUGUCCAAAGUGCUCAUGUACUUGUGGGCAAGCAUUCUUUGCUAUGCCGUAUCACUGGCCGCUAUCAAGACGUCGAUCCUACUCCAAUUCCUCCGUUUCCUAGUCGGCAAGAAAGUCACGAGACUCUGCUGGGUUAUGGUCGGCGUGUGUAUAUGCUAUGGGAUAUCCUCGGUCUUCGCCACGAUUUUCUUCUGCGUUCCUGUAUCAGGGUUCUGGAAGCCUUCACCCACAGACAGGUGCAUCAGCAGGCAAGGACUCUGGCUCGCGCACUCGGGCAUCAACAUCGUCACUGAUGUCAUCAUCUUCCUCAUACCUGUGCCAACGGUUCUCCAAUUGAACAUGAAUAUGAGGCAGAAAAUCGCUGUGAUUGGUGUCUUCUGUAUUGGAAUCAUAGUGUGUUUGAUCACUGUUCUGAGACUGGAUAGUAUAAUUACUGUCGCUAGAACCUCGGAUGUGACAUACGACAACGUUAAGGUAGCUAUAUGGAGCAAUGCCGAGCUCACAACGGCAAUAUUCUGUGCUUGUUUAAGCGGCAUCAAGCCAUUUGUUCAAUGGGUCUCCACACGAAAAUCACUUUCUCGUUCUCGACAAUCCUACAUUUUGAAGAUCCCCGGAGACAUUUUCAACUCGGGCAAUAACCGCAACACGGACAAGAACCUGAGGAACACGAGGCAGGAACUCGGUUCUGGACAGAGCAGUAGCCGGUUACAAAAGGAUACAGCAGAAGAUGCUGCAGUAUCUGAGCUUGAACUCAGCUCGAAUUCUGUAUGA
Messenger RNA from Diaporthe amygdali, 1008 nucleotides. RefSeq names its product integral membrane. Lineage: Eukaryota; Fungi; Ascomycota; Sordariomycetes; Diaporthales; Diaporthaceae. The record is from RefSeq and is a predicted model, not a curated record. The transcript is spliced from 6 exons. The coding region runs from base 1 to 1008 and encodes 335 amino acids.